Messenger RNA from Peromyscus eremicus (cactus mouse), 721 nucleotides. RefSeq names its product myelin associated oligodendrocyte basic protein (gene Mobp). The record is from RefSeq and is a predicted model, not a curated record. NCBI's taxonomy places the organism in Eukaryota, Metazoa, Chordata, Mammalia, Rodentia, Cricetidae. Gene Ontology annotation, molecular function: myosin binding; actin binding. The transcript has 4 exons. Bases 226 to 714 code for a protein of 162 amino acids. Gene Ontology annotation, cellular component: cortical actin cytoskeleton.
GCCAGUUAGACCUUAGCCUACCUGCCUUAUGGGGCUGGUCUGGCACAUGGGCCCAGAAGCCUCCCCGGAGUUCAGAGUGUGUAGUGACCAGUGAAAAGCAUGGGUUGAACAAGGAGCCCGUUGGCUGAGGGUAACAUGGUGGCCAACGACGAACCAAAUGAGAAUAAAGACAAGCUGGGAACAGAGUCCUGGCCGCCGGAUGUGUGCGGAUGAAAAAACAGUGAGAUGAGUCAGAAAAUGGCCAAGGAGGGCCCCAGGCUCUCCAAGAACCAGAAGUUCUCGGAGCACUUCAGCAUCCACUGUUGCCCACCCUUCACCUUCCUCAACUCCAAGCGUGAGAUCGUGGACCGCAAGUACAGCAUCUGCAAGAGCGGCUGCUUCUACCAGAAGAAGGAGGAGGAUUGGAUCUGCUGCGCCUGCCAGAAGACCAGCCGCCGCCGUGCCACGUCCCCUCAGAGGCCCAAGCACCAGCCAGCUGCGUCCCCCGUGGUGGUCAGAGCGCCGCCAGCCAAGCCAAAGUCCCCUCCGAGGCCAGCCAAGCCAAGGUCCCCUUCGAGGACUGAGCGCCAGCCGCGUCCCCGCCCAGAGGUCCGACCACCACCAGCCAAGCAGAAGCCCCCUCAGAAGUCCAAGCAACCAGCACGCAGCAGCCCCCUCAGAGGGCCAGGCGCCAGCCGUGGGGGGUCUCCCACCAGAGCUCCUAGGUUCUGGUAACACCAUC